Helianthus annuus (common sunflower) is the source of this 1999-nucleotide messenger RNA. Its product is annotated as delta(24)-sterol reductase. Gene Ontology annotation, biological process: steroid metabolic process. The record is from RefSeq and is a predicted model, not a curated record. NCBI's taxonomy places the organism in Eukaryota, Viridiplantae, Streptophyta, Magnoliopsida, Asterales, Asteraceae. Gene Ontology annotation, cellular component: membrane; cytoplasm. Gene Ontology annotation, molecular function: FAD binding; oxidoreductase activity, acting on the CH-CH group of donors, NAD or NADP as acceptor. The transcript is spliced from 3 exons. Bases 93 to 1820 code for a protein of 575 amino acids.
AGGCUCCGGCCGGUGAUCCUCCCCGCCCACCUUUAGGGCCGGCCAUGCAUAUCCUUGAGUCAUAAACACAUAAGUUAAGGUUAUUUACCGCAAUGUCUGAGGCUGCAACUCCGCUAGUAAGACCGAAGAGAAAGAAGGUGUGGGUCGAUUAUCUAGUCCAGUUCCGAUGGAUUUUGAUCAUCUUUCUCGUACUACCAAUGUCUCUCACGUUAUACUUCCUCGACUACCUCCGCGAAGUUAAAUCGCGCCAUAAGUCAUACAAGCAACGCCAAAUAAAACACGAUGAAAACAUCAUCAAAGUCAUUAAAAGACUAAAGAAAAGAAACCCAUCAAAAGACGGUCUCAUCUGUACCGCCCGAAACCCGUGGGUCACAGUCGGCAUGCGUAAUGUCGAUUACAAACGCGCUCGACAUUUCAAAGUAGACCUUUCGGCUUUUUCCAACAUCCUAGAAAUAGACCAAGAACGAAUGAUUAUAAAAUGUGAGCCCUUAGUGAACAUGGGCCAGAUCACAAGGGCUACUGUCCCAAUGAACCUCGCGCUCGCUGUUGUUCCUGAGCUCGACGAUCUAACCGUCGGUGGGCUCAUCAACGGGAGCGGGCUCGAAGGAAGCUCACAUAUAUAUGGUCUUUUUGCGGACAUAGUUGUGGCGUAUGAGAUUAUUCUUGCGGACGGGCGGGUGGUGCGGGCUACAAAAGAUAACGAAUACUCUGAUCUCUUUUAUGCUAUCCCAUGGUCACAAGGGACUUUGGGCUUGUUAACAUGUGCCGAAAUUAAACUUGUACAUAUCAAAGAAUUUGUUAAAUUAAAUUAUAAACCGGUAAAAGGUGACACGUUGAAUGAUCUCACAAAAGGAUAUAUUGAUUCUUUUGCACGUGAAUUUGGGGAUGAUAAUAAUGAUGAUGAUGAACAAAAUGUUGUGGAGUUUGUGGAAACGUUGAUUUAUAAUCCUCAUGAAGCUGUUUGCAUGACGGGAAGCUUUGCUUCUAGAGAAGAAGUGAUGAGUAACGGUAACUCGAUGAAGAUUAAUAGGAUCGGGUGGUGGUUUAAGCCGUGGUUCUACCAGCACGCGCAGACGGCUUUAAUGAGAGGUGAGUUUGUGGAGUAUAUACCGACUCGUGAGUAUUAUCAUCGACAUACACGGAGUUAUUUCUGGGAAGUUAAGCUUCUGCUUCCUUUUGCGGAUCAAUGGUGGUUUCGGUUUCUUCUUGGUUGGAUGAUGCCGCCGAAAAUAUCUUUACUUAAGGCUACUCAAUUUGAAGCGGUUAGAAACUAUUAUCAUGACAUGCAUGUUCUUCAAGACUUGCUUGUUCCUCUUCACAAAGUUUCGGAUGCUUUAGAAUGGGCUCAUCAAGAAAUGGAGGUAUAUCCCAUUUGGCUUUGUCCACAUAGACUAUACAAGCAUCCAUACAAGACAAUGGUGUAUCCUGAGCCAGGGUUUGAGCAAGAACGCAGACGGGGUGACACAGCAUACGCGCAAAUGUACACGGAUAUUGGGCUCUACUAUGCACCAGGACCGGUACUGAGGGGUGAAGCCUUUGAUGGGUCUCGUGCAGUGAGUCAAAUGGAGCAUUGGUUGAUUGAGAACCAUGGAUUCGAGACACAGUAUGCUGUUAGUGAGCUCAGUGAGAAGGACUUCUGGAGGAUGUUUGAUGGCGAGUUAUAUGAAAAGUGUCGAAGAAAGUAUGGAUGUGUGGGGAACUUUAUGAGCGUUUAUUACAAAAGCAAGAAAGGUCGGAAGACCGAGAAGGAGGUUCAAGAAGCUGAAAACGCGUACCUGGAAACAGCGUAUGCCAAACUUGAUCAGCCAACUGAUUAUUAAUGUUAGUUACAUGCGGACUUUCAGUAAUGUGUUUCUAAAGAUUUGGCUCUAUGUUUAUGUUUUUCUUAAUAAUGAAACUUGGAUACAAGUCUAUGUUUGAUAAGCAUGUUUAGAAAAUAAGAUUGUCUCUAUGUUAUGUAAGGGACAGUUGUUACAUAUUGUAGACUUAAUUUGAAUAU